GCACAUAUUAGAAAAUAUGCUAUUACAGAAUAAAACACAAACAAAUUAUGCAAAGUAAUAAAAAUCCAUGUGUGAUUUUCUAUGAAGAUGAUUGUGAAAAUAAGUCCAGGGUUCCCACAUGAAACACACAAUACACACACACACACACACACAUACACAACCCUUCUAUUUAACUUAGAGUCACUCUGAGCCAGGAUUACAAUCUGGCUUAUUUAAAUUUAUUACAGAAAACACAAAAGCAAUCAAGUAUUUCUCUCAUCGUGCACUUUAUAGAAAGUCUAAUGUAUGCUAUGAUUAUUUAGAUUUUUACUUUUCAACCUAAUGCACAGGUGCUCUCGUGCACAGCUCCGGAAUUUGUUCUCGAGAGCGCGCGUGUUGCUACAGAUACCAGGGUCGUUGCUAAGAGUAACGACCGAGGGAAAAAAACUACUUCCGGGUCAAGAGAGUCCACGGGUUUCCACGAAAAGCCACAGGUCUGUUGCUGUGGAGAGACAAAUGGAAAUGAUGAUUGAGGAUGAUAGGAGUGAGGGGAAUCUUGUGAAGAAGAAGAAGAAACAGAAGAAAGGACAAGCCUCUGUGCCUGAAAACAAAAACUGCACAGUCGAUGAUGGGAGUCCAACAGAGGUGAAAAAAGAAAGGAAGAAAAGCAAAAAAGUUGAGACAGUGGUUAUAGAAGAUGAGUCGAGGGAUGAAGGUGAUGAAAGGAAAAAUAAGAAGAGGAAAAAUGUCAAUGAUUCUCUGAAUGAUGCCGGAGGUUCUGAUGCCAUAGAAACGGCAAAGGAAGGAGUCAAGAAGAAGAAUCAGCAGCAGGUAGAUGAUAUAAACAAUGUGGAAAUUGCACAGAGUUCAGGUAAAGAAGAAAUGGAAAAGAAAGAAAGAAAAGAGAAGAAAGUGAAGAAUAAUACUGUGCAAAGUCAAGCUGAAAAUGUAAAGAUACAGGAAGAAAAAGAAGAACAGCAGGCUGGAAAGGAAGAAGAGCCAAAGAAAGCUAAGAAAAGAAAAAACAAUAUUUUGUCUGUAAACACAGAAGUGACUGAGGAGCAAAGUAAAAGAAAGAAAAAGAAAACCUCAGAGGAAGAAACGACUGUAGCAAUUGAUGAAGUGACUACAACGAAAAAGAAAGCUGAAGUGGGCGAGAAUGAACUGAAGUUAGAAACAGCAGCAGGAGGGACUGAGGGUGAGGAGGUAAUGGUGAAAAAGAAGAACAAGAACAAGGCCGAAAAUGGAGUCGUAACACCUGAGAUCAAAAGGAGCAAAGCCAAAAAGACAGAGACAGACAGUAUGCUGGACGAGAGUGGGAUUCUUUUAGAGGAAGAGAAGACAGAGCAAAAGAAAAAAGGAAAAGGUAGAAAAGCUUCUGUGGAGGUCACCGAAGUAGAAGAUACAGAGCCAAAGAAAAAGAAGAGGAAAAAGGGAAGCUCAAAGGGAGAGGAAGAGUGGCCAUUAAUCAAAUGUGAAGAAAAUGAGGAGGCAGGUGACACAACAAGCAAGAAAGUCAAAAAGAAGAAGAGCUCUGCUGAGGUGACACAGACGGAGAAAGAUGUUGGAGUUGAAACUGGUGCGAAGAAGAAGAAAAAGAAAAAGAUCGAAGAAGCGUCCCCUCAGAUGGACAUGGUGUUUCUGUCAGAGAAGAGUGGAAACACUGAUGAAAUCAACAUCAACCAGGAGAGAAGACCGGUGAUGCAGAAGGAGAUUGACAAGGCCUCUCAACCAGAAAAACCAGCUAAACCAUCGGGUUUGGGUCAGUGGAGCACCGCACGGUUCGAUAGCUCUGACCAGCAGCAGAAGUUCCUCCGUCUGAUGGGCGGCUUCAAAAAGGGCUUCCAACCUGCUGCGGCGAGCACUGGUGGAGCAAAUUUGGCGAUGGGGCAAGACGCACAGCAGCAGCUGCAACAAGGGCUUCUGGGAGAGUUUGAGCGUGCUCACACGCGCAGAAUGGACUUCAGUAACAAAGGGGCAGGGCUUGGGUUUUCUGCACCGUCCAAUAAGAAGUUCUCUAUUGACAUCAAUACAAGUCGAUCGAUUCGCUUUGAUGAUUAAUAUAAGUGUGAUCAAAAGUUAUUUUUUUGCAUGUUUACUUUUAUUUAUGAAUCAUACUUUGCUUUCUGCUAAGGUCGACUGGAGAACCUUUUAACUUGUGUAGAUGUGAUUAUCAGCCAUUGAGAAUCACAAGACAAAAUGCCAUUUGUACAUGCUGUAUAUUAAACCUCCCUGAGGAACUGGACUGUUAUUACAUAUGAGAUAAGAACCAGUUUUAGUGUAUUGCAAUGUCAAAUCUCAGUUUACACUGUGAUGGUGAAAAAUGUCGAUCUUGUAAUUUCAGAUUUUAUAUUCGUCUAAAUUUGACAAAUUAUUUUGGUAAUGGCAAAAGUGACUACAAUCUGCAGAUGACACAUUGAUUUUACCUGUUACAUUUAAUAGUUCGGCAUUUUAUUUUCACAGGAGGUGACAAAUGUGGCAAUAUUAAAUCAUGCGUAGGGAGAAAUGCUUGUUUUUGUCGGUCGAGUAGAUGUAAGGAUCUGUUUACAAACUACUGAGGAAAUCACUUAGUUUCAUAUUGAGUGCAAAAUGAACUCACUUAAACCAUUCUGUAUUAAAAAAAAAACUUGCUUU
Hippoglossus stenolepis (Pacific halibut) is the source of this 2613-nucleotide messenger RNA. It is a transcript of the gene knop1, whose product is annotated as lysine-rich nucleolar protein 1. Bases 322 to 2040 code for a protein of 572 amino acids. The transcript is spliced from 5 exons. Lineage: Eukaryota; Metazoa; Chordata; Actinopteri; Pleuronectiformes; Pleuronectidae. The record is from RefSeq and is a predicted model, not a curated record.